This is a messenger RNA of Suillus paluster, 1611 nucleotides long. RefSeq lists its product as uncharacterized. Lineage: Eukaryota; Fungi; Basidiomycota; Agaricomycetes; Boletales; Suillaceae. The transcript has 14 exons. Bases 1 to 1611 code for a protein of 536 amino acids. The record is from RefSeq and is a predicted model, not a curated record.
AUGGCUAACGUACUUACUGCCCCCGAUGCCUGGACCUCUGUCAUUAACGGAAGAUAUGGAUCUAUGAUCGAAAAUAAGUGCUUUGGUAACCCUCACCCAGAUCCCAAAAAUCCCACUGCGCCAUGGGAUUACUAUGUCAAGAAAAGGGAGGAGGACCAGGAGGAUAUUUUAGGGUUGAGAAUGCAAGUUUGUUCUGAAGAAUCUGAUGUAUCCAGCAAACGUGGAAAAAAUGCGGCAGAUGUGUCCACUAAAUCAUUGGAUAAGGACAGACAUAAGUCCAAAAAAGCCAGGGGACAUAGUAACCCAGUAACAAUUGAAAAGAAGAUCGAAACGACAAAAAGGUCCUUACGCCGCGGGAGCAGUGCAUACACAUUGCACAUUGGAUCCCAUGUGGCCUCGAUAUGUUCUGCGAUCUCAAGCAGGCGAUCCAGGAAGAUUCUGGACACCUGUGAUACUCUCACUUGUGCACAGUACAUGCGCACAUUCAAAUACAUCAAUGAACAUGCGCCUUACCUUGGGACUCUAAUCAGUAGGAGGAAAAAAUGCGAUGAGCUCGCACAACUCAUUGGCAAGAUGCAAAAUAUGAUUAAUCAUAUGCGCUCUGAGGACACAAGUCGCCUCAAGUCUUGCAUGGGCUCAUACGCCGCUCCAAACCCGGACAAAGAGCUUAUCCAUCCGCCCAUCACUGACGACAGCAAGAGCUGCGCUCAAAUGGGGUUUAAUCACGCCCAGCUGGGCAAAUUGAUGAAGAACAAGUUUGAUAGCGCGUCAUUAAAGGUGACCACUGCCUUAUGGCCCGCCUUUCUCUAUCCAGGCAACACUGCAGGCGAAGAUUUUGACCCGGAAGACAUUAUUGAAGGGCUUUUUCGUGGAUAUCUUUUGGAGCGGGUUACUAAACUCAUCUUCACCUCUCCGUCAUCUGCACUCAAGGCCAGCGUCUCGAGCGGAACUUGUGCUUGCAAUGCAAAGCUCCAUGGGAUGAAAGAAGUCAGGGCAGAGCAUAUUGCAUAUGUGGCGGUCCAGGCUCGCUUUGCUAUUAGCUCGCUUGAGAAAUGGAAAGACCAUGACGGUCUUUUCUAUUACACUGACUUCUAUACUAGGAUUGUAAAUCUUAUUUGGGGGAGGAAGGACAAGGGGUGGGUCAACUCCCUGCUAGGACAUUAUAACGAGAAACUGUUUGGCAAUGAAAACGGUGCCAAGCCUUGUCAUUCUCUGAACAUAGAGUGUUCCAAGGACAACGAUAUAAUUGCCAUGGAACGGCAACUCGCCGCACAUGCUUCCAGAUCCUUGGACACACCAUCUGCACCGUCUUCGGCACUUGAUAAUCAACAAGAGUCACGUGGCAAGUCCAUCCCUCCCCCUGAUAAAUCACCCACUCCAGAUCCUCCGAUAGCCACCUCGUCUCCUCAAGAGUUGGCGCGCUUCCCUACCCCUGAUCCUCCUGUUGACUUGCACAAGGCGCAAGAAGUCUUACCUGCACGCUCUUCUACUCCCAAUCCUCCUGAUAACUCACACAAGCGCAAGCAAGCCUCCACAUCAGCCAUUUUCGAUGACAAGAGCCCUCUGACUGAAGAAGAUGAAGAGAUCACUCAACCUACUGAGUGCAAAUGA